Molecule: messenger RNA, 2812 nt
Organism: Sorghum bicolor (sorghum)
Lineage: Eukaryota; Viridiplantae; Streptophyta; Magnoliopsida; Poales; Poaceae
Product: CTP synthase
Exons: 20
Coding region: 70-2262 (730 amino acids)
Biological process (GO): pyrimidine nucleobase biosynthetic process; CTP biosynthetic process
Molecular function (GO): CTP synthase activity; identical protein binding
Source: RefSeq, a predicted model, not a curated record
GAUGCAUAAAAGGAAAGUCAGGGAAACAAAAAAAAAAUCGUGAGAAUUGAGGGAUUUUUGGGCGUAUAAAUGGCCCCCUCUCUUUGCAAAGCCCUCCUCCUCCCUCUAUCCCCCCAGCCGCCUUGCCUCCAUUGCCUCCCCACUCCUCCCUUCUCUUCCCUCUCACCUCCUAAAACCUCGCUUCCCCGGUCGCACCUCCAGCUCGUGCGUCCGUGCGAGCGCGCGGUUUCCUUGCCAAGAACUGUCGCGCGGGUCGGGGGAUUGAGGAGGACGGUGGGCGGCGGCGGCGGCGGCGGAUUUGUCGGGCCCGAGAUUCCCGGACAAGGCGAAAUGAAGUACGUCCUUGUCACCGGCGGGGUGGUGAGCGGCCUGGGCAAGGGCGUCACGGCCAGCAGCAUCGGCGUCAUCCUCAAGGCGUGCGGCCUCCGCAUUACGUCCAUUAAGAUCGAUCCUUACCUUAACACCGAUGCUGGAACUAUGUCUCCAUUCGAACAUGGUGAAGUGUUCGUGCUGGAUGAUGGUGGCGAGGUGGACUUGGAUCUUGGUAACUACGAGAGGUUUCUGGACAUUAAACUUACUCGGGACAAUAAUAUAACCACCGGAAAGAUCUAUCAGUCUGUAAUUGACAAGGAGAGGAAAGGGGAAUACUUGGGAAAGACUGUCCAGGUAUUUGGAUCAUGUUUUGUGGACUCGCGUUUGUUUCAUCUGUCUUGGAACUUCUGCUUGUGUUUUUGUUCUAGAACUGAUCGCCCAAAUGUUUUUACUUUUAAGGUUGUGCCACACAUCACAAAUGCCAUACAGGAGUGGAUCGAGCGUGUUGCUAUGAUACCAGUUGAUGGCAAGGAGGGACCUGCUGAUGUCUGUGUGAUAGAACUGGGGGGCACUAUAGGUGAUAUUGAAUCCAUGCCAUUUAUUGAAGCUUUGGGCCAGUUCUCUUAUCGUGUUGGUCCUGGCAACUUCUGCCUGGUGCACGUCAGUCUAGUUCCAGUUUUGAAUGUUGUUGGUGAACAGAAAACAAAGCCAACCCAGCAUAGUGUACGUGGUUUGAGGGGACUCGGGCUCACCCCAAAUAUUUUAGCUUGCCGCAGUACUAAGGAAUUAGAGGAUAAUGUGAAGGAGAAACUCUCCCAGUUUUGCCAUGUGCCGGCAGCAAAUAUUAUCUCUUUGUAUGAUGUUUCCAAUAUCUGGCGCAUUCCUUUGUUGCUACGGGACCAAAAAGCUCAUGAGGCUAUUCUUAAAGUUCUGAACCUGGAAAGGGUGGAUAGCAUUGCUCGAGAGCCAAAGUUAGACGAAUGGGUUGCAAGAGCUGCUAUAUUUGAUACCCUUCAUGACACUGUGAGGAUUGCUAUGGUUGGGAAGUACACUGGCUUAUCAGAUUCAUACCUGUCUGUGUUGAAAGCCCUCUUGCAUGCAUCUGUUGAUUGCCGCAGGAAGCUUGUUGUUGAUUGGGUUGCUUCAACGGAUCUUGAGGACUCCACGGCAGUUGAGGCACCUGAUGCAUAUAAAACAGCGUGGGAUUUGUUGAAGGGGGCAGAUGGAAUUUUGGUACCUGGUGGCUUUGGUGACAGAGGUGUUCAAGGGAAAAUUUUGGCUGCUAAGUAUGCCCGUGAAAAGAAUGUCCCAUAUCUUGGUAUAUGUCUUGGGAUGCAGAUUGCUGUGGUGGAGUAUGCUCGUCAUGUCAUGAAUCUCACCGAUGCAAACAGCACUGAAUUUGAUCCAAAUACCAAGACCCCUUGUGUUAUUUUUAUGCCUGAGGGUUCCAAAACACAUAUGGGUGCGACAAUGCGCUUAGGAUCAAGGAGGACAUUUUUCAAGAUUGCUGAUUGCAAGUCUUCUAAAUUGUAUGGCAAUGUCACUUAUGUUGAUGAAAGGCAUCGCCACAGAUAUGAGGUGAACCCUGAUAUGGUUCCAGAGUUCGAAAAUGCUGGACUUCAGUUUGUUGGCAAAGAUGAUACUGGAAGGAGGAUGGAGAUUAUUGAAAUACCCAACCACCGAUAUUUUGUUGGUGCACAAUUCCAUCCUGAGUUCAAGUCAAGACCUUCAAAACCUUCGCCCCUAUUUGUGGGACUAAUUGCGGCUGCAUCUGGGCAGUUGGAUAGGGUGCUGCAAGACUGCUGCAAUGGUCAUGUUAUUUCAGCUAAGCAUGUUCUGAGCAAUGGCUCAUAUACACCCACAGUACACCAAAAUGGGCACCCAAAGAAGCUCGCCAAUGGUCUCUCAAACGGAACAUACUAUGCCAAUGGCAAUGGUGUGCAUGCUUAGAGCAGCAGGGGAUGAUGGAUCAAGGAUUUGCAACUAUUUACUUGAAAAAGUUCAGUUUUGUCUUGGCGGUUCCUAAUGCAUCAGUUUUGUCUUGGCUGGCUUGACUAUCAUCAUGGUCGCUCGAGGAAGAAAAAGUUCUUGUGCUCGAUGCGGACUGUCUGCUGGGGAUGGUGCUCGUUCGGUGGUUUUUAGUUAAGGAACCGAGCUGAUCUCUUUGAAGGCGCGAGAUAGUGGUUUCUGCGUUCGUCUCUACCCUCCUCUGUAAGCAAAUGGAGCAGAUUUGGGUCAGAAGAGUUUACAUGCUGUAUAUCUUAAAGAAAAGCUGUAUGUUUUGGUUACUUAAAUUAGGUUUUCAGUGAGGUCUAGAGCUGAUGCUUAAAAAAGCGCAGCAGUGCAAGAGAGUAUUUCGAAAUUAGGUACUUUGAUUUGGGACAGUUUUUUUUGUGCUUGUGCGCAAAUAAGUUGAUGCUCUGCUGCAUGAUCAUACCAGUUGCCAUCAGAACGCAUGUCAUACUUCUAAAUUUAUGGAUUACUUAUUCCAAAAUGUAAA